UAUAUAAGAGGACUGGGUUAGAGACCUUUUGCAUUGAAAGAUUAGAGCUCGACCUCGACGGAGCUCUCUUCCAGAUAUUUGUCUCUGAAUUCUCUAUUUUUUCGAUUAGCGAAAACCACCGUUCGACCCAUUCGCAUCGUUUUAGUUAUCAUGAUCAUCGACAUCACAGUUUGAGAGCAAAAAUGAUUGAAGUGAUGACGCAGCUGCCUCCGCCGCUGAUCAGCAUCGAUUGCGAUCAGCUCAUGUACCAGGACGAUCCGAUGCUCACGUGUCUGAAUGACGCGACCUUGUCGUCUUCGUCAUCGUUUUCGUCUUCUUGGAACAACAACAACAUUAGCGACAACAACAGUUGUUCAUGGGACCGUUUUGCUCCAGCCGAAGAAUGGCUAUCUGAUUUAUAUUAUAAUCCUGGCUGUCCAAGUUUCACGUCCAGUCCUGAUGGAUCUAGUGGACAUUCGGAUGAUAGUAAUCAACCGGCAACAUUGGAUCAAAGCGAUGCUACAACAGAUGAUGACAAUUAUCUGAAUUAUCUCCUCAAUUCACCUACUUUGCCUUUGCUGGACGAUUUGCUGUUGGAUCCCAAUCCAUCCUGCACUGCGAUUCCAUCCGUCAGUCCUCAGCAGCAAGCCUGGACGUCACUGGAUGGAAAUGAUGGUGUUCCAGAAGCUUACAGAGAAGAUUUUGCCGAAUUGGAUUGGGAAGUUCAAUCGCAUCCGAUGACAAACUGUUCUGCCGUUCCGGUUCUUCCGGAGCAGGAGUCUCUUUUAACACCGUUCCAGGUGGACAAUUGUGAGCCGAAACGUUAUUAUCCAUUGACGUUGGACUCUCCUUUGAUUUCCAUCCAUCAACAGCCGAUGGUUAUCCCGAUGGAGCCCAGCAAACCUGGCAGGUCCAGCGGUGGACGCUCAUUACUCAUACAACCUCGGUCUCUCAAUCAAACAAUCAAGGCAACAUCCAACACCAAUAACAGUAUCAAGAAUAACAGUCCCUCGAAAACGGCCAUCAAAGAAGAGGACAAGAUUUUUCCUUGCACGUAUCCGAAUUGCAAAAAGAUUUAUGCAAAAUCGUCACAUCUCAAAGCUCAUUUGAGGAGGCACACUGGCGAGAAACCCUUUGCAUGCACCUGGGCAGGAUGUGGAUGGCGCUUUUCUCGUUCGGACGAGCUGGCCCGUCAUAAGCGUUCGCAUUCUGGCGUGAAACCAUACGGUUGCCCGGUUUGCACGAAACGAUUUUCACGUUCAGAUCAUCUGAGCAAACAUUUAAAAGUCCACCGACGGGAACGUGGAGCUGCUGGGCAAUUAAAUCAGCCUAUUCUUCCGGCAUCCACUGGCGUCCGACGUGGUAGGCCACCUGGAGCUGCUUCGUUGGCGGCUGCAGCUGCUGCAGCGGCCGCCGCAGCCGCUGCUUCUAUCGGUGGGUGCGUGGCGCCAUCUCUGAUCAACACGUACGGUAAUAGUUCCAACCACCACCACCAUCAUCUCAAUCAACCACACCAAGUAUACAAUAGUAAUACUUUACAUUGAUAGUUGUACUAAUACGUUGAAUUUCAUUUUGUGAAACAACUGCCAAAGAUGUUUAUUUUUUGCUUUCCUAGUUUUUUCCUGUCGUUUUACGAAACGAUCUUGGUUAGUUAAUUUCUUUCCUUGUCCGUCUGUAUAUCUCUAUAUAAUAGCUCGGAAAAAAGUAAGAAAAGUAGCAGAAUCGUAAUUAUAUUGUAUUAUGUCAUUCUACUUAAUGUAAGUGUAAUUUUCCAUUACUAUCCAUUACCUCCCCCACUCGAGCGAAAGUAAGUGCAAGACGCAAAUUUAAAACUUUUGGCUGAAAUUAUGUUUAAUGGGAUUUUUUUUUAGCUUUUGCUUGUCGAGGUCGUACAUUUUUAUGACUUUCAGCAGAAGAUUGUAACGAUCCCAUCUAACAUUCAGACUCGAUUUGUUUUCUUUGUCCGUUUGUAAAUAGUUUUGACUGUUAUGCAAUAGAAAUUUAAAACAGGUGUUUUUGAUGUUGUUGUUGUGGAUGGCCUUGUUCUGUCGUGUUUCCUUAGAUUUAAGUAUUUGUCCUAUUGGAUUGUUUUGUUUCUAAUCCCGCCCCUGCUACUGGCUACACACGUGCCGUGUUAUACGAGUGAAUUGUCUUGUUAAUUUCCUUGAAGUCAAAAGUCAUUCCUCGUUUGUUUGUUUUUUUUCAAACUUAAUUUGCAUUCUCGAUAUGUACCAUGGUGCCUGCUUGAAUACUCUUUGAUGAAUUGGAAGCCUUAAAAAAUUUUCUAGUGUAUUACCUCAUUGUAUUUCGUGUCUACUAAGAAAUAUGUCGUAAUCCAUACAUGAAACAUUCCAUUUUAUGUAA
Molecule: messenger RNA, 2343 nt
Organism: Daphnia carinata
Lineage: Eukaryota; Metazoa; Arthropoda; Branchiopoda; Diplostraca; Daphniidae
Product: Kruppel-like factor 1
Exons: 4
Coding region: 183-1523 (446 amino acids)
Biological process (GO): regulation of transcription by RNA polymerase II
Molecular function (GO): RNA polymerase II cis-regulatory region sequence-specific DNA binding; DNA-binding transcription factor activity, RNA polymerase II-specific
Source: RefSeq, a predicted model, not a curated record